Amphimedon queenslandica is the source of this 5625-nucleotide messenger RNA. Its product is annotated as TATA-binding protein-associated factor 172. The record is from RefSeq and is a predicted model, not a curated record. The transcript is spliced from 42 exons. Gene Ontology annotation, molecular function: ATP hydrolysis activity; DNA binding; TBP-class protein binding. NCBI's taxonomy places the organism in Eukaryota, Metazoa, Porifera, Demospongiae, Haplosclerida, Niphatidae. Bases 11 to 5527 code for a protein of 1838 amino acids.
AUGCGCAGAAAUGGCCACGAGGCUGGACAGGCUUUGGGUGCUUUUGGAGUGUGGCUCAACUCCAGUCACACGUAAAGCAGCUGCCCAACAAAUAGGGGAAAUACAGAAACUCCACCCACACGAGUUUAAUAAUCUACUGAGAAAAGUUUGCCAGUAUUUGUCUAGUAAGAAUUGGGAUAGCAGGGUAGCAGCUGCUCAAGCUGUUGAGGCUAUAGUGAAGAAUGUGAAGCACUGGAACCCUCCAUUUAAUAAUAAAGAUGAAGAGAAAGAUGCAUUUAAGACCAGCGAACAACUUUCAUUUGAAACAUUUGAUAUUACACAGGUGUUAAAGUAUGGCACUCCAUUGCUUAGUUCUACUGGUGAUGAAUAUAAUCAACUUGAGAAUGAUGUCGAGUAUCAAAAAAUGACGCAAAAAGAGAAAGCCACAUAUCACAGGCAACAGUUGAAACAGAAGUUAGGCUUAGUCUCGCAAGGUAAGGUAUUCUCAACUGGCCUGGAGCAGCUGUUUGAUGAUAACGAUCUACUGACUAAUUUCAAAAAACAGACAAAACCACUGAAACAAUCCAAUGUUGAAAUACAUGAGUUAACUGCUCUGAGUGGUAUGAGUGCCAGAGAGAGAAACAGAGCCAAGAGAAAAGUUAAAAUGGCUUCAAGGAAGGUUGCACGUGAUAAAGAGAAGGCAGCAGAAUGCGAUAAUGACCCCACUCCUCCUACCAGCAAGAGGCUCAAGACAUCUUCUGUAAUGGUUGACCAAGCAGAAGGAAGCAAUAAAAUAAUAAUAGACCAAGUACCUGAUACAGAGGCUUUCUUUGAUGAAUCCGAUGAAUGGCCUUUUACCUGGUUCUGUGAGUUCAUGUUUCAGCAAUUAUUUAACCCCCAGUGGGAGGUACGACAUGGGGCCGGUUCAGCUUUAAGAGAAGUUAUCAAGCAGCAUGGUGAUACAGCUGGAAUAUUGUCAACCACGCCCACUGAACAGAGGAUUACUGUUAAUCAGAAUUGGCUCUCAGAUGCUGCCAUUAGGAUAAUUUGUGUGUUUGCUCUGGAUCGCUUUGCCGAUUUUGUAUCAGAUCAAGUGGUAGCACCUGUACGUGCCACAUGUGCUCAAGUUCUUGGUAUUAUUUGUAAAGAACUUUCUGAUGAGAAUAUUUAUAAAUUAAUUAACUUGUUGUUAAUAUUGAGCCAGCAGGACCUCUGGGAGAUCAGACAUUCAACCCUAUUAGGACUACAACACUUACUAGCCGCUAGAAUGGAUGUAUCCAUUAACAUAUUACCAGUUGUUGGUGAGUGUAUCAUUAAAGGAUUGCAGGAUAAUGAUGAUGAUGUGAGAUCUGUUGCUGCAAGAGCGCUCCUACCUGUGGCUGAUCAUUUACACACCUCUUUUAAUGACAGACUGGUAAUGUUAGUACAUAUACUAUGGGACAGUCUGCUUCAUUUGGACGACCUCUCUUCAUCAACAGCAGCUGUAAUGGAUCUACUUUCAUGCCUCUUAACAUACCUACCCAAAUACAAAUCAAAUAAUGAGGAGGUGUCUUCGCUAUUAUCUGGUUCCUCAUUGUCAUUAUUAGUCCCAAGGUUGUAUCCAUUUUUAAACCAUACCAUUCACACCGUGAGAGGCUCCUGUUUGAAAACAAUCAAUAAUUUGAUUAUGAUUCCUAACGAAGGGGCUACCCCUAAUAAAGAGACUUCCUUGUGGCUCGAGGCUAUUCUGAACGAAUUGUUAAAUAAUUUAUUUAUUAGAUUAGCUCUUGAGGGGGACAGUGGUGUUGGGAACGUAGCCUUUGAAGUAUGGAAUCGAGUGGUAUCGUUGGUAGAUGGUUCUAAAUUGUGUGAAAUAUUAUCGAAAACUUUAAUGAAUUGGUUAUCAAUAUUAGUGACUCCACCCAUACAAUCCAUUGACCUCUCACUACUAAAUGGCCUUGCUGGAGAUGUUUAUUUGGGCGGUUGUUUAGGAGUUGAAUCGAUUUCUGUCAAAGAACAAGCAGCUUUUAAAGCUAGAGUCACUUGCUCCAAGUGCAUUGGUUUAUUAGUUGGCUCCAUUCCUUCUUCCUCUCAUGCUUUAUUAUCAACUCCCGUCUCUCAGAUGCUCUCCAGUAACAGUUCCAUUUGUAAAAUACUGGCCUCUUUGCUAAUAACUUACUGGAAAGAUGCUCCGCCACAACCAGAUAUCAUAACCAGUCUGACCAGUUCUCUUACUGAAUAUUGUGUAUAUGAAGAAGUCACACCAUUUAUGGCAUCAUUGCAAAAAGACUGCUAUGUUCUUGUUAGCGGUUUAGAGAAAAAGGGUAUUGAUGUCAGUGGAGGAAUAAAUCCAAGUUUAUAUUCUGUUGAGUUUGCUGUUCAACUGGCUGGCAGUACUUAUUCCAAAGGAAUAGAAACUUUGACGUUAACUGACGAGGAGAAACAAGACUUUGAGUCGUAUCAUCGCAACCUACUAACAAGCAUUGGCCAGUAUCAAGAGUAUCACUCCUCAUUGCAGCUGUUAGUGCAGACUACAGCUGCUGGUAGCCUAAUAUCCCUCUCUUCCCUCCCUCCUAAGCUAAACCCUAUCAUUCGACCACUGAUGGACUCCAUAAAGACACACAGUGAUCCUUUGCUGCAGUCACUCACUUCACAAUGGCUGAGUGUUCUUCUUGAGUUAUCCAUCGACAGGACUCCAUCUCCUAAUAAUAAGAUAAUUAAGAACCUAGCUGGGUAUUUAUGUUGUGAUUCUAGUCACACUCCUCCAAUUAAACCAGCUGAUGGUACUGGACAGGAACAAUCAACCCACACCCACCAGAAGAAGGACAGUUCUAAUAGCAUUAGUUGGAGUAUUACUGAUGGAAUUAUAUCACUAAUGAAAAAUAAUAAACAGGUAUCCAAGUCACUGAAGUCAAGAAGAGGUCCUGGGAGACCAGCUGGAUCAAAUAGAGAGGCUAAUGGCUCUAGUGGAUUGACUGGAAGCAAUAACGAACAGAAUUUAUUAAGUGUCCAGAGGAGUGGAGGUGAAGCUGGACUGAGUGCUUUAGUGGGUCAUUUUGGAUCAGAAUUAUUCACUAAACUACCUCAACUGUGGAGUUUGAUAAACGAUCCGUUGUCUAAUAUUAGAAAUGAAUCUAAAGUGUUUACUGAUGAUGAUAUGAAAGCAGCUGCUGCCAUUGUCAAUGGAUUGCAAAUAUUUGAAACACUUUGUCCAGCGAUUUUAGACUCAACGAUAAAAGAAAGAUUUUUCUCUCUACUACCAUCCCUUCUCUCUUGUGUCUUGUCUCCUUUUACCGCCAUUAGACAUAUGGGAGCUCGAUGUACAGCUGCUCUAGCUAUUAUCAAUAUUCAUGAAGUCUUGAUGUUUUUCAUGGAUGAAAUACUUCCUUUUUUGGGCGACACAAAAAAUAUAGAAAAUAGACAAGGAGCAAUUGAAGUCAUAGCUUGUUUUAUAGAUACAUUAGAUAUUAAUAUCUUGUGGUACGUAGUAUUACUUGUGAUGCCUGUACUGGGUCGGAUGAGUGAUCAGGAUAAUAGUGUUAGACUAAUGGCGUCGCAUUGCUUUGCUAAGCUUGUAGCACUAAUGCCACUUGAAUCUGGAGCCGUUGAUCCAGCUGGUGUCUCUCAAGUUUUAGUUGAUAAGAGAAAUAAAGAGAGAAAGUUCCUAGAGCAGCUGCUUAAUCCGAGCAAACUUGAUAAUUAUAAAGUACCUGUACCGAUUAAAGCUGAACUGAGAAAGUAUCAACAAGAUGGGAUCAAUUGGUUAGCUUUUUUGAACAAGUAUCAAGUACAUGGUAUCCUCUGUGAUGAUAUGGGAUUGGGUAAAACCCUUCAAUCAAUAUGCAUCAUUGCUGGAGACACAUUCGACAGGAAGAAGCAAUACGAGGCAACUGGUCACCCCGAUUGCUCUCCCCUUCCGUCCAUUGUCAUAUGUCCGCCGACCCUCACUGGACACUGGUAUUAUGAAGUGAAGAAGUUCUGUGAAUUGGAGCAUUUGAAUCCAAUCCAAUAUUGUGGACCACCUGCUGUUAGGGGAAGGCUGCAGAAAGUUGUUUCCGAUUAUGAUUUGGUGAUUGUGUCUUAUGAUAUUGUUAGAAAUGAUAUUGACUUCUUUUCUGGCAUCCAUUGGAAUUAUUGCGUUCUUGACGAAGGCCACAUCAUAAAGAAUACAAAGACAAAAGUUACUAAAGCUGUCAAGUCCUUAUUGGCUAAUCACAGAUUAAUACUCUCAGGCACUCCCAUUCAAAACAAUGUGCUUGAGUUAUGGUCACUGUUUGAUUUCUUAAUGCCCGGUUUCCUUGGCACUGAGCAGCACUUUAACAUUAGGUAUGGUCACCCCAUAGUACUGAGUAGAGACGCUAAAUCAUCGUCCAAGGAACAGGAAGCUGGUGCUCUAGCUAUGGAGGCGUUACAUAGACAAGUCCUCCCAUUUUUAUUGAGAAGAAUGAAAGAAGACGUAUUACAAGACCUGCCACCGAAAAUAAUACAAGACUAUCAUUGUGAUCUCAGCCCCUUGCAAGUUUUGCUUUAUGAGGAUUUUGCUCAAAGUAGAGCUAAACAGAAUGUGGAGGAUACAGUGUAUGAAGGCACAGCUGGAGCUGAUGAUAGUGAACCGCCAGAAAAGAAAAAGAAGAAGAGCAAUCCGGCACAGGGUCACGUGUUCCAAGCAUUACAGUAUCUUCGUAAAGUGUGUAACCAUCCCCUACUGGUUGUUAAUAAGGACCACCCAUUGUAUGACAAUGUAAUGAAGUUUUUAAAUAAAGAUAACACAACUCUACAUGAUAUAACACACUCGGCUAAGCUCCUAGCACUGAAACAGUUGCUCAAUGAGUGUGGUAUUGGUACUAAUGAUGUAGACUCACUGAGUGAUGCUUGUAUUGAUGGAGGUGGAUCUGUUGUCAGCCAGCAUCGUGUGCUCCUAUUCUGUCAGUAUAAAACAAUACUGGAUAUAAUUGAAAGAGAUCUGUUAAAAGUUCAUAUGCCUUCUGUAACUUAUUUAAGAUUAGACGGGUCAGUCCCACCUAAAGACAGACAUGAUCUGGUACACAGGUUCAAUAUGGAUCCCUCAAUCGAUUUAUUAUUAUUAACGACACACGUUGGUGGGUUGGGGUUGAAUUUAACUGGAGCAGACACUGUCAUAUUCUUUGAACACGAUUGGAACCCAACCAAAGACCUUCAGGCAAUGGACAGAGCGCAUAGGAUUGGUCAAAAACGUGUUGUGAAUGUGUAUAGGCUGAUAACAAGAGGGACACUGGAGGAGAAGAUUAUGAGUUUGCAGAAGUUCAAGUUGAAUAUUGCUAACACAGUUGUCACUCAAGAGAACAAUAGUCUACUAUCAAUGAAUACUUCUGAUUUUCUCGAUCUCUUUCAACUUGGAGAAGGAAAAGGAGCAGCUUCCUCUUCUACUGCCCCCUCUACUGGUGGCUCAUUAGAGGCAGGGAUAGGAGGAAUAGGAGGAGGAGGGUUGAAGAGUAUUUUGGAUAAUUUGCCCGACCUCUGGGAUGACAAUCAGUAUGAUACUGAAUAUAAUAUUGAGAACUUUAUGAACUCCUUAAAAACGGAUCAGUGACAGUUAUCACCUCUUCGUUAAUUUUAAUGUGUAAUCAUGUGAAUGCAUACAGUGAUGAUGAUUAUGAUAAAUCUUAUAAAAAGAGACCUGGCAACAUA